Messenger RNA from Venustampulla echinocandica, 534 nucleotides. RefSeq lists its product as uncharacterized. Gene Ontology annotation, cellular component: endoplasmic reticulum; Golgi apparatus; endoplasmic reticulum-Golgi intermediate compartment. The transcript has 2 exons. NCBI's taxonomy places the organism in Eukaryota, Fungi, Ascomycota, Leotiomycetes, Helotiales, Pleuroascaceae. The coding region runs from base 1 to 534 and encodes 177 amino acids. The record is from RefSeq and is a predicted model, not a curated record. Gene Ontology annotation, biological process: UDP-N-acetylglucosamine biosynthetic process. Gene Ontology annotation, molecular function: monosaccharide binding; glucosamine 6-phosphate N-acetyltransferase activity.
AUGGCAGCAUCACAACCCCUCUUCUCGCCGGACCUGAUAUCUCCAGCCGUAUCCAGCUCCCUCCCAUCGCCAUACAAAGUCCGCCCCUUGGAGCGAGGCGACUAUGGGAAGGGCUUCUUAGACUGCUUGCGGGUCUUAACUCACAUUGGAGAUAUCUCGGAAAAGCAAUUUAUUGAGCGGUAUGAGUUCAUGGCUACGCAGGGCAAAGGAACUUAUUACUUUGUGGUUAUUGAUGAUGGGACUCGGAUUGUGGGAACCGGAGCAUUAAUCGUAGAGAAGAAAUUCAUCCAUGACUUCGGGACUAUCGGUCACAUCGAAGAAAUUUCCGUCUUGAAAGAUCAGCAAGGCAAGAGUUUAGGGAAGAAAGUGAUCGAAACCCUCAACGACGUGGCCGUUAAUGUCGGUUGCUACAAGACAAUUCUGAAUUGUAGCGAGGAGAAUGAGAAAUUUUACGCAAAGUGCGGGUACUCGAGGGGAUCGCUCGAGAUGACGAAUUAUUUUGAGGUAGAGAAAAGCUCUUAUUAUCGCGGUUAG